This is a messenger RNA of Oncorhynchus gorbuscha (pink salmon), 1227 nucleotides long. Its product is annotated as mucin-5AC-like. The annotation marks the transcript as partial. Lineage: Eukaryota; Metazoa; Chordata; Actinopteri; Salmoniformes; Salmonidae. The record is from RefSeq and is a predicted model, not a curated record. The transcript is spliced from 6 exons.
ACUACAACUUCAGCUCCUACGACAACACCAACAACAGCAACUACAACAACUAUAGCUCCUACGACAACGACCACUACAACUCCAGAGCCUAUUACGACAACCACUGCAGCUCCUGCUACAACAACUACAACUUCAGCUCCUACGACAACCACAACAACAGCAACUACAACAACUAUAGCUCCUACAACAACUUCUACAACAACUACAACUUCAGCUCCUACGACAACAACAACAACAACAACUACAACAACUGUAGCUCCUACAACAACUGCAGCUCCUACAACAACUUUAGCGUCCACUUCAACCACAGCAGCUGCCUCUACGACAACCACUGCAGCUCUAACUACAACAACUGCUGCUCAAACGACCACUACAACUCCAGAACCUAUUACGACAACCAGUGCAGCUCCUACUACAACAACUGCUGUUCUAACGACCACAGUGACUGCAGCACCUUCUACAACAACUACAACUUCAGCGCCUACGACAACCACAACAGCAACACCUACAACAACUGUAGUUCCCACGACAACUGCAGCUCCUACAACAACUUUAUCAUCUACUUCAACCACAGCAGCUGCCUCUACGACAACCACUGCAGCUCUAACUACAACAACUGCUGCUCAAACGACCACUACAACUCCAGAGCCUAUUACGACAACCACUGCAGCUCCUGCUACAACUACAACUUCAACUCCUACGACAACCACAACAGCUACACCUACAACAACUCCUAUUACGACAACCACUGCAGCUCCUGCUACAACAACUACAACUUCAGCUCCUACGACAACCACAACAACAGCAACUACAACAACUAUAGCUCCUACAACAACUUUAGCGUCCACUUCAACCACAGCAGCUGCCUCUACGACAACCACUGCAGCUCUAACUACAAUAACUGCGGCUCAAACGGCCACUACAACUCCAGAACCUAUUACGACAACCACUGCAGCUCCUGCUACAACAACUACAACUUCAGCUCCUACGACAACAACAACAACAACAACUACAACAACUCCUAUUACGACAAACACUGCAGCUCCUGCUACAACUACAACUUCAGCUCCUACGACAACCACAACAACAGCAACUACAACAACUGUAGCUCCUACAACAACUUUAGCUUUCUACGUCAACCACAGUAGCUGCGUCUACGACAACCACUGCAGCUCCUACUACAACAACUGCUGUUCUUACGACCACGCCGACUGCAGCAUCUUCUAA